Stomoxys calcitrans (stable fly) is the source of this 3927-nucleotide messenger RNA. It is a transcript of the gene stac, whose product is annotated as protein unc-13 homolog 4B. The coding region runs from base 380 to 3736 and encodes 1118 amino acids. The record is from RefSeq and is a predicted model, not a curated record. The transcript is spliced from 13 exons. Lineage: Eukaryota; Metazoa; Arthropoda; Insecta; Diptera; Muscidae.
GCCACGAUCGCUACUUAAGAGUAUCGGCAUAAUAACCCAUAGCAGAAGCACCAACAGCCAACACCGUGCGUGCCCUACGUCAACUGUGUCGUGGUCGGCGUCCUUCAUUUAUUGUUUAAUGUUUCCAAAUUUAUAUUGCAAAUAUAUGCCACAUUCGUAUUAUAUCGGAAUUAAUAUCAGUGUGCCUUACUACAUUCUUAUUACUUUUAUUAUAGAACACAAAAAGAUCUAAUUUCCAAUGACGCAAAAAUAAAUCUAUCAUAUUCUAUAUGCAUCGCCACGUAAUAUCAUAGUCAAAAAAUUUUGAAAAAAUAUUGGUUCCUAUAUACCUAUAGUGAAAGAGCAUAGCAUAGGAAAAUACUUUAAAAUAGGUGUGAAUAUGAGUUUUCUUUCACUUUCGCACAAAAACCGCAGCAAUAAUUUGCGAAAUUCAAAUUUUUCCGUGGAUAAAUGUUCUAAGUACUUGAGUCUAGACAGUAGAAUUGGUGCCCAACGAAGAAAUGUGCUAAGUGCAGGAUCCACGCUAUCGCUACAUGUGCCGCCUCGGAGAAUUUUAAAUAGAAAUGGUAGCAUUUCCUCAAACCAUUUUCGUGGUGUUCACAAACAUUUGUUAGAACAGCAUGCAGAAACUUUGUGUCACACGAUGACGAUUGAGGAGUUAUAUGAAGAAAUAUUGUUCGAAAUCACAAAUAAUAUUGGAUGUGAGGCCAAUGAUGUUUGCAAAGAAUCUCUAAUUGAAUUCGCUCAAGAAGCAUUUAAGAUACCUAAUUCCAAACAUAUAGAAAUACUGGAAGCUUCUAGAGGAAAGGAACCUCCGAAUAUUCGAUUAAAUGUGGAAAUAAUAAAGGCUGAAAAUCUUUUGCCGAAGGACUCCAACGGCUUUUCUGAUCCAUUUGUAACCAUUUAUUUGGAAUCCAAAAGUUCCCAUAGAUAUAAUUCAUCUGUAAAGACUGAAACCUUGAAUCCAAAAUGGGAAGAACAUUUCUCUCUGCCUAUAACUGACAAUCCUAGAAAUGAAGUGCUUAUUGUGGAAAUCUGGGAUUUCGAUCCAGCCGAAACUGUGAAAGAAAAAGUGAAUAAAAUUGUGGAUGUGAAAGGUAUUAAAGGUUUACGUAAAUUAAUGAAAGAAAUUGCUGUAACAGCCUCCACAGGCAAGCAUGAUAACGAAUUAAUUGGGAGAACGGCCAUUACGCUAAAGUCUGUUCCCGCAUCCGGAACAACAGUCUGGUAUAACUUGGAAAAAGGAAAUAAAACAAAAAGUCGAGGUUCCAUUUUAGUAAAUUUAGCGCUAAGUGCUGAAAAAAAUAAGCAUGUGGCUGUGCAGGAACACAGACAUCUUUUGAAAUUAUUGCUAAUGCAUGAAUUGGAAUCUUCGCAAGUGGCAAACUAUUGGUGGAGUGGCAAAUUUAGUACAAACGCUGAAACUAUUCGACUUCAACAUGCAGUUCAGUCAGGGUUGACCCCUUUUGAAUGCGCUCUUAGUCAAUGGUCUGUUUAUGCUACAAUUCACGAAGAGCAUCCUCUUAGCUUUUCACUCUUUAACAAUAUAUUGGAUACUGUGAUACCACCUCUUAAAUGCCAACUUUACGAAUCUGAAGAUCUAAAAACAUUCUGGGAAGGAGUUAAGCGGAUUCUACCUUCAUCUUUUGCAGUGCUCCGAAAAUUACGAGCCAAAAAUGUGAGCGACAAACAAAUCAUUAAAACGUUGUGCGAAGUCUUAGAUAUUCUAAACAAGAUAAAAAUGUUAGAAAUUCCAACAAAUUUUGAACUUUUUUCACCCAAAAUUUAUGGGUGGAUAGAACGAAAACCCGUAAAAGAAUGUACAAUAGACGACGUUAUUAUAGACGCCAUCCAUACUGGUACAAAAGAAUGGCUUGAGCAUAUAGUGGAGGCCAAUCGUCAGAAUAAUGGUACAUCGCUUGACGACGAGGACCUUCAAUAUCUAAUUAGACUCAUCCAAAUGAUCCGGUCUGAUCUGCAGCGAGCAAUGGAAUAUUUUGACAAACACUUUCACCAGAAAGUAAGAGUGAGUUUCUCUACUGUACUAUACAAAUAUUAUGAUGAAAAAAUUGUUGACAUCGCCAAAACUAUUGUCGACGAAGUAUGUAGUCACAUCAAGCGAAUUGAUGUGCCCGAUGAUAACUUGGAGGAUCUCCCUGACAUUGACAAUAUUAGCAUGGGGACCACAUUGUUUGAAUUAUAUUUGGUGUUGAAGCGUUAUCUGGAUAUGGGCAAAAGUCUUUGUCCCAAUGAAGAAUUGGCAGUUAUGCAUUUCCAUGGUUGGUUUAUGCCCGGAGUUACCCAUUGGUUGUCGAUUUCUAUCGUCAAAGCCUUGAAGCGAAUUGAGAAGGCUAUUGAGUUGGAUGAGUUGAAAGCAGUCGAUGAAACAGUCAAAUAUAGCUCGUCGGCCGUUGAUACCAUAUCAAUAUUUUAUCAGAUUAAAAUGUUUUGGGAUCAAUUGGAUUGGCCCGAUGCCGAAGGAUCCUACACAUUCGUAGCCAAAAUAGUGGAUGAUAUUUGUCGUUGCUGCGUUUUUUAUGCCCAAAGAAUGUCACGGCGUGUUGAAGCCCUUACUAGUGGUGACGUCGAGUUUUUCCACGUAUCUACCGAGUGGUGUUUAGCCAUCAACAACAUUGAUUACAUAAGACAAAGUCUGCCGUCAUUCCUUAAGGAGUUGGGCACAGAGAGGGUUAUAAAGCGAUUGGCUGAAUAUCGCACAACAUUAGAAGCAGAAAGGUGUGAAUUAACUAUCAAAAACGUGAUUGAUAACGCUCUGGAUACAGAAAAAAACCAAAUUUUAGAAUUAAUAGACAUUUUAGCACAAAAAAUGUCUCCACCAUUACGGCGAUUCCUGGCUGAAGGAGCCGAAGUUCUGCAUGAGGACUCCAAUUCAAUGGAGCGACUUAUGAUAUAUUUAGAAACUUCAUUGGGAACCCUUUACAAUACGUUAAACGAAUACAAUUUUGCUCGAACGUUUGAAGCUAUUUGGACACAAAUAUCAGGCAUUAUGUAUGACUUAAUUCAUUCGAAUCUCGAAAAACGUCGGCCUCCGGCUUUUUUUAAGAACCUGCAUGAAACGUUGAGAGUAAUGAUUUCAUACUUCAAAACGGGUGCCAUAUCGACAUGCGACAACGGGGCGUUGACUGAAAUUGAAAGAAUUUUAGAGCUCCACAGUUUUGAAACUGCAGAUCUAAUUCAUCAGUAUUAUUUAGAAAGAUUAGGUUGCCAGAAAGAAACUACGAACUCCGCUUAUGGACAACUAACUAUUAAGGGCAGAUUCGUGGACAACGGUUUGGAGUUGGUAAUUAUGAAUGCACGUAAUUUAGUUCCAAUGGAUUCCAAUGGCACUUGCGAUUCAUUUGUAAAAGCUCACUUUCUGCCAGUAAACCGAUUUGUUGGAGUACAACCGCUUAAGACUGUUACACACAACAAGACCUGUUUCCCAUUAUACGACGAACAGUUCUCAAUCAAACUCAAUGAUGAACAACGCAUACAAAAUAGUCUGAUACAGUUUAGCAUUAAGGAUAAAGAUCUAUUUGGUAUGACAAACCAGUAUAUAGCAGAAUGCUAUAUUUCUUUUGCCGAUAUAAUGGCUAAUGAAAACGAUCAAAUCCAUAUGGAAUUAUCAAGACCAGAAUAUACAGAUUCGGACACUAUACGCGCUCUGGAGUAUCGGCAAGGAGACAAACAGGCCAAGGAUUUUUUGAAGAAGUUGAAAAAUAAAUCGCACGCAUGAGAAUUAAUGCAACGUUUUUUAAGCAUAUUUAAAUGUAAAGAUUAAAUUCAUAUACCUACAUUAAAACUUAAAACUUACAUAAGUGCUAACAUGUUUACUCGUAUCCCUAACAAUGUCCAAAUGCAAUAUCCAAUAUGCAAUAUCCAAUAUGAAAUAAAUAAAACAUUUGAAAUAAUACGGUAAACAAAGAA